CGCCACGCCACACAGCCAAAGAUGAGCCACAGAAGCAUCCAUCCAUCCUCCUCCUCAUCGCUUCCUUGCAGCUCCUACACCACCAAGAGAUUCCAGAGAACUGCUCAGUGCGCAAUUCCUUGAGCUAGCUUAGCCAGCCAUGGCUCUCGCCCACCAGAUCACCAACAGGCCGCUCCUCUCCUCCCCGCCCCGCCUCCCGAGAACCGCCGGCAGCAGCAGCAGCAAUGCGCGGCCCCCGCCGUUCCUCGGGACGCAAACCUGCUGCCAGCUGAGGCUGCAGCAGCAGCAGGGCGCGGCGAGGAGCUGCGCCCCCGCCGUCGUCGCCCGGGCGUCGUCGGCGCAGGCGGAGCCCAAGUCGGGAGGAGGGGACGGGGGAGGAGGAGAGGAUCCGUACGAGGAGUACGAGGUGGAGAUCCUGAAACCCUACGGGAUCAAGUUCGCCAAGGGCCGCGACGGCGGCACCUACAUCGAGGCCAUCUUCCCCGGCUCCUCCGCCGACCAGACCGGCAAGUUCACCGUCGGCGACAAGGUCCUCGCCACCAGUGCCGUCUUUGGAGAGGAAAUCUGGCCGGCGGCAGGGUACGGCCAGACCAUCUACUGCAUCCGCCAGAGAGUUGGUCCUCUCUACAUGAAGAUGCAGAAGAAAUUUGGGAAAUGGGAUGAUUCUGGCGACCUCUCCGACAAGGAGAUCAUCAGGGCUGAAAGGAACACUGGAAAUGUCAGCACCAAACUCAGAGAGAUUCAAAUGCAAAAUUACCAGAAGAAGAUGGAGCAGAAGAUCCAAAGAGAAGAGGACCUCCGAAUGGGGUUAAGGCUGUAUAAGGAUGGAAAGUACGAGGAGGCGUUGGAGAAGUUCGAGUCGGUGCUGGGGUCAAAACCAGAGAUCGACGAGGCUUCCGUAGCCAGCUACAAUGUUGCAUGCUGUUAUUCGAAGCUCGACCGGAUACAAGCUGGCCUUUCUGCACUGGAAGAUGCCAUGAAAGCAGGCUAUGAAGACUUCAAGACUAUUCGCACCGACCCGGAUCUCGCAAACUUGAGGAAAUCAGAGGAGUUUGACCCCCUUCUGAACAAAUACGACGAAUCGUUCAUCAAUGAGAGUGCCAUCAAUGCCAUCAAAUCUUUGUUCGGAUUCGGCAAGAAGUGAGCGGUUGGACAUGGAUGCCGUUAAGAGACGUUGCCACUUCUGCCCGGUCUUGCGGUUUGCACACUUGGCCACGCGGUCCAAUUUUUCUCACUCUGCCACUAGUUCAAAAACAGUAGUCUAGUUUGUUCUUGGUGAGACUUCGGAGAUAUCUCCAGGAGAGGUUUCGGCCUUCCCUUGUACUCUGACCAUUUGACGGACAUAUACACUUCGUGCAUCCAAAUGACAAUCCUCCAUAUGCAAAGGAAAUAUGUUAUCGCCAAUUCGCCAUGCUUGUAAUGUGUAAGUUAUCCAAAAUAUGUAAGUAUCAACCAGAAAGUGGAAAUAUUUUCUGCUGAACACCAGCGCCAACUUUUGAGUGAAAACUCUCUUUACCUUCUCA
Molecule: messenger RNA, 1523 nt
Organism: Brachypodium distachyon (stiff brome)
Lineage: Eukaryota; Viridiplantae; Streptophyta; Magnoliopsida; Poales; Poaceae
Product: protein MET1, chloroplastic
Exons: 7
Coding region: 140-1144 (334 amino acids)
Molecular function (GO): protein binding
Source: RefSeq, a predicted model, not a curated record